AUGGCUGCCCUCGGCGACGACUUGUUGUCGACGGUCAACAAGUUGCAGGACCUCGUCUUCAACACCAUCGGCAAUGAUUCCCUUGACCUGCCGCAGAUUGUUGUCGUAGGUUCUCAAUCUGCGGGAAAGUCAUCCGUAUUGGAAAACAUCGUCGGCCGAGAUUUCUUGCCCCGCGGCAGUGGGAUCGUUACUCGACGACCCCUGAUCCUUCAGCUCAUCAACGUCCCAGAAGACGAAGCCGAGCUCGACACCGUUCAUAUUCCGUACAGGAACCCGGGCGCGGCUCGUCGAGGCGAGUGGGCUGAGUUUCAUCACAUCUCCAACCGGCGCUUCAACGAUUUCGGUGAUGUCAAGCGGGAGAUCGAGAACGAGACCUCAAGGAUAGCUGGAAACAACAAGGGCAUCAAUCGCCAGCCUAUCAAUCUCAAGAUUUACUCGCCAUAUGUCCUGAACUUGACUUUGGUCGAUCUGCCAGGUCUCACAAAGGUGCCCAUUGGAGAUCAACCUACCGAUAUCGAGAAGCAAACUAGAAACCUCAUUUCCGAGUACAUAGCAAAGCCGAACAGUAUCAUUCUUGCUGUUUCACCAGCAAAUGUCGACAUUGUGAACUCCGAAGCCCUGAAACUUGCCAGACAUGUCGAUCCUUUGGGCCGAAGGACUAUUGGUGUCCUUACCAAGGUUGACCUGAUGGAUCACGGCACCAACGCACUUGACAUCCUGUCGGGCAGGGUAUACCCGCUGAAGCUGGGCUGGAUUGGUGUUGUGAAUCGAUCGCAACAGGAUAUUCAGGGUAACAAGCCCAUGGACGAGGCACUGAAGUCUGAGGCCGACUUCUUCAAACACCACCCCGCCUACAGGAAUAUCGCGAACCGAUGCGGCACCCAGUUCCUCGCAAAAACCCUCAAUACCACCCUGAUGGCGCAUAUCAGGGACCGGUUGCCCGACAUCAAGGCUCGCCUGAAUACAUUGAUGGGACAGACACAACAAGAGUUGGCAAGCUACGGUGACAUGCACUUCAACGGCAAGGAACACCGUGGCUCUCUAAUCCUUCAGCUCAUGACGCGUUUCGCGUCUUCCUUCAUCUCCUCGAUUGACGGUACAUCAACUGAGAUCUCCACUAAGGAGCUGUGUGGUGGUGCGCGGAUAUACUACAUCUUCAAUUCGGUAUUCGGUAGUGCGCUCGAGUCCAUCGACCCUACCUCAAAUCUCUCGGCACUGGAUAUUCGCACCGCCAUCAGGAAUUCUACUGGUCCCCGGCCAAGUCUAUUCGUGCCAGAGAUGGCAUUUGACCUUCUCGUUAAACCACAAAUCAAACUUCUCGAAAUACCAAGCCAACGGUGUGUGGAGCUUGUGUACGAAGAGUUGAUCAAGAUUUGCCACACAUGUGGUAAUAUCGAAUUGUCCCGGUUUCCGAGACUACAGGCCAAGCUUAUCGAGGUCGUCUCUGACCUACUGCGAGAAAGACUCGGCCCUGCCUCAUCAUAUGUUGAGUCAUUGAUUUCUAUCCAGCGGGCUUAUAUCAACACGAAUCACCCUAACUUCUUGGGCGCGGCUGCUGCCAUGAGUCACGUAGUCACAAACAAGCAGGAGAGGGAGAGGAAGCGUAUCAUCCAAGAAGAGAGAGAGCGACGUGAGCGCAGGCGACUCAAGGAACUCGGCGCCAAUGGCACUGAGACUCCGGAGGACGAGGAGACAGUUACUGUCGAGAAGACGGAGAUCAACGCCGUCCGCAAGUCAGCUGGCAAGGGCGCUCGAAGCUUAUCGCCUGCCGUGAGAGAGAACGGCGCUGGUGGCAUUGCAGCGGCCCUGAAUGGUACGAGAUCUGCUUCGCCGUCGCGUUUUGAGGCGAAAUCUAUUGGUGGUGCAAAGGACUCCUUCCUCAACUACUUCUUCGGCAAGGACGGUGUUGCACCUUCAGGGCAAGCUCCCUUACACAAUGCUAACAUUGGUCGACAUGUCAGCCAGAGCUCAGAGCCAUCUUUCAGUCAGAGUAUACGGGCGACCGAGACUACAUUGAGGUCUCCUACUCAGGCCAUCUCCCACACCAACAAUGACGACUAUGAUUUCACCAGAGAUUUCACGAGGAUACCUCGUGGUGCAGACUUCGGUAACAAUGGAGAACCUGCUCUUACAGACCGGGAAGCUAUGGAGACGGAGCUCAUUCGCGCCCUGAUCUCGUCAUACUUCAACAUCGUACGCGAGUCCAUCGCUGAUCAGGUUCCCAAGGCAGUCAUGCACCUGCUGGUGAACCACUGCAAGGACGUCGUCCAGAACAGGCUCGUUAGCGAGCUAUACAAGGAGGCCCUGUUCGAGGAGCUGCUGUAUGAGGACGACGGCGUCAAAAAGGAACGCGAGAAAUGCGAGAAGCUUCUGCAGACGUACCGGGAGGCCGCGAAGAUCAUCGGCGAGGUGAUAUAG
This is a messenger RNA of Phaeoacremonium minimum UCRPA7, 2418 nucleotides long. Its product is annotated as putative dynamin central region protein. NCBI's taxonomy places the organism in Eukaryota, Fungi, Ascomycota, Sordariomycetes, Togniniales, Togniniaceae. The transcript is spliced from 4 exons. Gene Ontology annotation, cellular component: microtubule; peroxisome; membrane. Gene Ontology annotation, molecular function: GTP binding; GTPase activity; microtubule binding. The record is from RefSeq and is a predicted model, not a curated record. The coding region runs from base 1 to 2418 and encodes 805 amino acids. Gene Ontology annotation, biological process: mitochondrial fission; peroxisome fission.